Sparassis crispa is the source of this 300-nucleotide messenger RNA. RefSeq lists its product as hypothetical. Bases 1 to 300 code for a protein of 99 amino acids. Lineage: Eukaryota; Fungi; Basidiomycota; Agaricomycetes; Polyporales; Sparassidaceae. The record is from RefSeq and is a predicted model, not a curated record. The transcript has a single exon.
AUGGCGGCGGCGGUCACGCACACGGUCUCGCCGGAGCGACUCCGCACGAUCGCGACGUCAAUCCCCAAGGUCGUGAUCAUGGUCGGAGACGAGGACAACGUCGUCGACACAAGCGAGAGCCGCUACAUAGCGGAGCACAUGCCCAACGCGGAACUCGUGGUGCUCGACGGCACGGGCCAUGGGAUCGCCAUGCAGCGCCCGGUGGAGUUUAACGCAGUGGUGGAGCGGGCGAUUCGGGAAGGGAGGGAGAAGCUUGCGCAGGAGCCCGGUGUCGCUGACGAGGGAAACGACGUGACUUGA